Messenger RNA from Lolium perenne, 1541 nucleotides. RefSeq names its product OVARIAN TUMOR DOMAIN-containing deubiquitinating enzyme 1. Gene Ontology annotation, molecular function: cysteine-type deubiquitinase activity; ubiquitin binding. NCBI's taxonomy places the organism in Eukaryota, Viridiplantae, Streptophyta, Magnoliopsida, Poales, Poaceae. The record is from RefSeq and is a predicted model, not a curated record. Gene Ontology annotation, cellular component: nucleus. Gene Ontology annotation, biological process: protein K48-linked deubiquitination.
CCUCUGUCAUCUGCAGAAACAGAUCCCUGCCUCCUCCACCACCUUCCCCCUUCACCUUCUUCCCCUGGCCCGAAUCCAUCCUCCCCCUUCCCGCCUCUCCCAACCGCCAAAAUGGAGGGCCGCCGCCCUUCUCCUCACGCCGACGACCCCACUUGCGGCGGCGGAGGGGCCAACUCCUCCAUCACGCCCCAAGAACCAGAGGUCUACUCCCCACCUGCCUCUCCUCCCCGCGCGCACCACUCCGGUCAGCCGGGGAGGUCGAUCUUCGUCAACGAGGACACGAGUGGCGGUCCGACCAUUGGCGCCGCCUCGUCCUCCGCCUGGGGACCUGUAGAAGGCCAAGAAUCCAAGAUCACGGACAAGACCGCCGCCCCCUUCCUCUUAGGCCCGCGGCGUCUGAGCAGCCCAACCGGGGGCUCCGACUCGGACUCCGACGACGACGACUGCGACACCUGGGGCGGCUUCAGCGACCGUACACGCGACGGCGCCUCAACGUCGCUGGGCUCUCCAGACGCCUACGACUGCCGGACCUUCUUCGCUGACCCAGCUUUCCAAGAGGAGGCGCAUCACGAGAUUCUUGGACAUUCUUUUUGGAGACAUGAGGAUGCGCCAUGUGAUGAUUUUUCUAUGGUUUUGCAGACAUCGCAGAAUGGCGGCCCCAAAAUUCAUGAAAAGGAGCCUUUAUCAUCUCUAGAGUCUGAGUUUGCAUACGACCCUAUGAAAGAUAAAUCAAAUAAGCUUUUGGCUAAUUACUCUGAAUACCGGAAAGUAGCUGGAGAUGGGAGUUGCUUCUACAGAUCGUUCAUUUAUUCAUAUCUGGAGCUGCUUGUGAAAGUACCUCAUGAGGAGGAACUACGUUUGAUUGGGACACUUGAACCACUGUUGGAGAAGUUCCAAAGACUUGAUUUGCCUGGUUCAUAUUAUCAUGGUCAUGAUGCUUUUGUGAACUUCAUACUGAAAUGUAUGGACCGAAAACAAACUCUAUCAGUAAGUGACUAUGAAGACUGGCUUUUCCAGGAGAGUCAAAAUGAUCAGCUGUUUGCCAAUAUCAUAUCAUAUCUUCGACUGGUGACAGCGAUUCAGAUAUGCACUGAGGUUGAAAAGUUCCGGCAUGCCAUACCUGAGCUUGAUCCAUCAUACCCUGAAGGGUGGUGUCGACAGGAAGUCAUCCCAAUGCACAAAGAUGCAUUUGAAGUCCAUGUUGUCGCCCUCACAGAUGUACUACAAGUGCCCCUCCGAACUGUCAACGUUGACAUUUCAAAGAUUGCAGAGCCAAACACCCACAUCUACGAGUCACCAGAUGCUUCGCCCUCGGUUCCUUGUGUGACGCUGCUGUAUAGGCCAGGGCACUACGAUAUCAUCUACUAGUAGUAUUUGUAGUAAGUCGUAGAUACCAUCAGGACUGAUCAGAGUCACGCGCACGGUUACAUGUAAGGAAACUUCUGGGCUAGGAAAACGCAGCUAUUACUCUUGGUGUGUACUCAUGUUGCACUAUUUCUAUACUUUGUGCAUCCGUACAGAAAUCUAUUAAGCUUUCUUUC